Molecule: messenger RNA, 2043 nt
Organism: Suillus discolor
Lineage: Eukaryota; Fungi; Basidiomycota; Agaricomycetes; Boletales; Suillaceae
Exons: 15
Coding region: 1-2043 (680 amino acids)
Source: RefSeq, a predicted model, not a curated record
AUGUCCGCACUCGCAGGGUAUACUAGAGGAGGCGGCCUGUGCAGAUACAAUAUCCAUGGUGACGCGGAAGAGGAGUGGUUGAUAAUCUGUCCUGAACGAGGUGCAACGAACCGAGGUGGAUCGAACUGCCUCAAAUUCGAACCAAGGGUUUGUGGCUUUGAAACCAAUGAAAAUCGUUUGUUCAUUGCUGCUGGUCACAUCGAGUCAACCGCCAGACCAUUCGCAAUGAGUAGCUCUCCCGAAUCAAAGAGCAAUUCCUUGUCCAACUCCUCUGACUCCAAUUUUAGACACCCUGUUCAGUACACAUUAUUCCAGAACAGCAAACAGGACGAGGAUUGCGAUUUGCCCACGAAGAGGUUAAAGACCUUGCAAACGAUGUGGAACUUCACAUCUACCCCCUCCUCUGCAGCUACAAUCUACCUCAACAAGCGCAUGCUCGAGCUCUCUUGGAUCACUCGGCGAGCUAUUGCUGCGAGGUUGCGAUACCAACGCCUUCGCUCUCGUGAACUGGAUUUGAUAAAGUCAAUCCUUGAAGACGAAACCGAGCUAUGCCAGACACAGUUGAGUGGAGUUGAUGUGCAGAUUGGUUGCAUCCGAAAUAUGCUUCAGGACGCUGCAGUCAUGGCAAUAGCAAGCACAGGUUCUAGGUUUGACUCUAAUGAGGCUGGACCUUGGUGUGAAAGUUCCUCCGAUGAGGAAUCUGUUGCAAUCACCGCAUCUCGUGGCAGUUCAGCCUGCCCGUCCGAUGACUCAAAUAACCCCUGGUUAUCGAAGUCUGCUGACCUUGUCAGGCUUUGGCGGCGUCUAAACACAAUUCGCUAUCCAGAAAUGUCUAGGAGCUGUGUCAUUCUUCCAGAAACUUCCAAUAGCGGACUCGGAAAUGAUAUCCAGAAGGCCGCAUGCCAACCUUCAAGUUGCACCACAUGGCGUCCUCAAGUUCUACCAGAGAUGAUAUCUAGAAGGCUGCAAUCGCCUGUCAAUGGUGCCUUUGACCUCAAGGACUACGAUAAAACACAGCAGCUGGCUCUAUAUUGGGCGCAGAAGCGCCUCGUUAUGGACGGUGCAACUACCAGCUGGAUCAGGAACAACACCAAAGAUGAGAAGGCCAAGAUGGCAACGCGCAUUAUGGAGAUCAUUUUUCAAGCUAGUAUAAAAUUUGGUUGUGAAUUGACAUCCAAUGACUACACCAAAGACUUUGUAGCUCAGGCCCUAAGGCAGGAUCGUAGAUGGCUCGCAAAAGCGGGCGAAAAAUUUGUGCACCUGCAUAAACUUGAGCCGUUGUCAAGCGGGUCCAAACAGGAACGCAAGAUUUAUAUGAACAAACGAAGGGCAGUUAUCUACGAUGCAAACCAGCCCUUCGAAUACUAUUUGCACGGUAUAGAGGAGACUGAGACAUCUACCAACAUUGUUGUCUUCUCAAAUAAAGCUGUCAAAGAGACUCAUAUCAAGCACUGGUAUGAAAGCAAGAAAUCGCCACUCUGUGAUGAAGAAAUGAGGUCCUCGAUUCAUACGAUGCCUCUUGAUAUGCUCGCGGAGACAGUGACAGCAGCGAGGUGUGCGAUUGAUCGGUAUGUCGAAGGUCGACUCUCCGGAUCAAAUCCGGUGCCGUUCGCUACCAAUGUGUAUGCCAAUGAGCAACAAUUGAUUAAAGAUGCAAUGGUGUUUGCCCUCCAGCAAGAUCUACAUCGGGAGUCAUUCCAGAGGUGUCUACUAAAUCUUCAUCACAGAGGCCUUCAAAAGUUGUACCUGAUCCUGGGCCUUCCGGUUCCUCAGAUUCCGAUUUACGUCCCUCUGACGACGGCGGAGUUGAGCAGACCACACCCAGUGCCAAGUCAUGAUACCAUGACUGCCUUGCCCAGGCCUUCCACUUUGUUGCUGUUUGUAGAAAUGGACAGUCAGGCGCCAUUGAUAGUGGUGGAACUGCAGAUGAUGCUUGCACAGAUGUCAAAUGACAUUUUGGCUUGGACUCGGCGCAGCCCCGACCUGAACUUGAAGGCCCUGGAUCGAAUCAAAUGUCUUUCAGCAUAUAGUGCAUUUGACUGA